UGAUUAUUAUCAGAUAGAUGUUUUCGUGUUAAUUAUUAAAUAAAUAAAUAUGUAAUAAUAACUCUUAUAUUUUUAAUUGGCGUCUGUGGAUGCGCUAUAAUAUUACAAGUUAUAAGUUAUGAUUUUAUUAAUUGGAAUGUUUGAGGUUUAAAUUGUUAAAAUUACGUUUUGGAAAAUAUAAAUAAGUACCUAAAUUUACACAUCUUUUGUGAUCUCAAAUCUGAUCGAUAAUGGAAAACCAUUCAUCAAAUAAACGAUCUCUAGACGUUGUCGACCAAGAUAAAAAAGAGGAACCGCCAUGUAAAAAAUUGAAAAGUGAACGUAAUGAACAAAAAUCAUCCCACUUCGGUAGUGAAGACUCUAAACAAAUAAAUUCUGAAAAAGAAAUUAAAAUAUGGAAUUUAAUAGCUUUGAUCGUGUACGAAUUACUUGUGAUGUUGAGACAGAGUGCUCAAUAUUUAGCUGUUAGCACACCAUCAACAACAUCGCUUGACCAGAACGAAAACAAUAAUGUUCAAGAAAAUUUAAGUAAUGAUAUUCAUCAAAAUGAUAGAAACAAAUUAUCAAAUAGCACUAAUUGUGCGAAGAAGCUCAAGAAAAAAUCUGUAAUGGGGAAAAGGAAAAAAAAGAAAAAAACUUUAUCUGAGUUGGAUAUUAUGGAAGCUGUUAACCCAAAUAAAAUGAAUAGUUUCAAGUACACUGUAAACAAAUCUUUAGUUAAUCUUAAAGAUUUAGAUACUUAUAUGAAAAAAACAGAAAAUAUUUCAGUUCAAUCUGAAAGUACUAAUUUAUCUAAGUCAUUAAGAGUCAAAGAACAACCUACACAAUUUAUUUCAACGCCAUCUAAUGAUAUAGAUAAAAAAAAUGUAUUGAUUGGAUAUGACAAUAAUAACUCUACAAAUAAAUCAAAUAUUGCAAGUGAUGAUGUUCAAACAAAACUUCCAAUGAAUGAUAUGAACAAUGUGGCAGUAGUAGACAACCAAACUAAUAAACUAACGCAAACAAAGGCACAUUUAAAUUUACACGAUAUUUUAAAAAUGGAUUGUAUGGAAGGACUUCUAAAUAGACCCAAAACUAAACCUGUACCAUGUUCUUGUAAUUAUUGUGUAUUUGUGGAUAAUUUACCUAAUAAUGAAUCACUAGCGAUGGUAGUACUUAACAAUAAUAGUUAUAAUAAAUUCUCUAAUACGCAACAUCUUAAUUUACCUUCAGAUCACUUAAAUAUGUUUAAUAACACUUUUUACAAUGGAGCUAAUGUCCCUAAUUGUCAAAACUGUGCUUCUAACAGCAUGUUUGGCAUGCCAAAUAAUUGUUACUGUACAAUUUCAAAGGUCGAUUUAAGAGUACCUCUACAAUCCAUUGAUAGACCUGCUAAUAGAAGUUGGGUUGAUAAUCUAAUUUUAUUGAUUAAGACAAAUCGUGAAGUAUACAAUAUUCCUAAAGAAAACAAUAUUGAUACAAUAGAAUCGGAAACAUUAGAGUCUGAAUCUGAAGUUCAUAUUACAGAAAUAAUGAACAAAGUGCGAGAUGCAGCAGAAAAAAUUAAAGCUUACCUUCCGCUGUGCGAAUAUUGUGGCAAGUCAAAGUUAUCCUAUUCGUCUGAAUGCGAUUGUAGUCUAGACAAUGUGGAAUCGUUAAAUUAUGACAAAGCGCCAAUAGUAGACUUUAAUUGUAAUAUUUUUAACGAUAAUGUUAAUAAAUUUAGAAAAGUUUCAUGGCCAUAAAUUGUUAAAAUAUGUUUAUAAGUUGUUAAUUACAUUUAUAGUAUGAAAGUUAAUUUUCGUAUGUGAAAAAAAUUAUGUUAUUUGAGGAAAUGUAAAAUUUUACUCUAAUGUAUAGUCUUAUCAAAUAUUUAUUUCAAAUUAUUUAAUUUGAGUUUCUUCAAUUCCUCAAUUCAAAGUAAUAUCUUUACUUUGUUAGUUGAUAA
Messenger RNA from Adelges cooleyi (spruce gall adelgid), 1927 nucleotides. RefSeq names its product hybrid signal transduction histidine kinase A-like. The transcript has 3 exons. The record is from RefSeq and is a predicted model, not a curated record. NCBI's taxonomy places the organism in Eukaryota, Metazoa, Arthropoda, Insecta, Hemiptera, Adelgidae. The coding region runs from base 231 to 1724 and encodes 497 amino acids.